CCCCACAUUGGAUGCCAUUCCAAUCCUUCCAGAAUCCAGAGCCACCCUCUGUUAUCUCUCCGCUCCCUGCACUUCAUGCGCCCUCGACAUAGAACACCCUCUGCCAGCUGAACAACACUCCUUCUCGUCUUCCGAGACACACAAUACGCCAUCCACUGCUCUCCCCGCUCUCGCCAACCGACACCUUCCCAAUCCAUCCAUCGCCUGACGUAACCUCACCUCCCAGGAUUCCACUGGCCGCUUCCGCUUCCCAUCCGCGACUUGGGCAACCAACGCGAUACUGCUCGGCAUUUGCCGAUUCAAUGAGACGAAUAUCCGCCUAGGGCAUCUUCAGCACCUUCACUUCAGUAUACACACCCUUCCGCAGACAUGGCGAUCCGAGAAAAGGUCAAAUUCCUCUUCAAGUCCAAGUCCAAAUCGGACCGCGGCUCUCAAACCUCCAAAGGCUCCUCGAAAGCUUCUGAUGAACGAUGGCCAAGCAAUGUCUACAAACCCGGCGAACCCAUGCCAAGGCCAAAGUACCGAGCGCCUCCCAAAAAGGAGCACAAGGAUAAAUUAGAAGCGUUCAGUUUCGCAGACGCAUGGAGGAGGAAGAGCUUCCAGAGCCAGUACAGUCCCAUGGGAACCAGAGCACCAAGUCGGAGAAACAGCGUCGCCAAGACUCCGGCGAGCAGAAGGAGCAGCUGGAUCAGCUUAGGUAGAAAGAGUUUCAGCGGAAAAAGCACAGACGGCGGCAGGAGCAACAGUAUCACGAGUGGUAGCGGUGAUGCAGAAAAGGGCAAUGUGCGACACCGGGAGGGCGCUCCGAUGCACAUGGGUGUGGCAGUGCCCACGACAUUGAAGACCGAGCCCGAGGCCGAUGGCGAUGAUGAUGUACACAAUGUUGGCUUGUCACGAGUCCAAUCGAAAGACCAGCGAUAUCAGCCGCUCGAGCGACCACGAACAGCAGACAGCGGCACGGCUGGCCACGCGAACAACCUCGCCAAACCUAUGAGCACAGCACACGACCAUCAGCCUUUUACCGAACAGGAUCUCGCACUGGCGCUUCACCGCUCCCACCUCGCAGUUCCAGCGCAGGGGUGAGAGAAGCUUACCACAUCUCAGAGCACUUGUACAAAUUUGUAUAGCAACACGGCGCAAGAUACGGAGACAGGUGCAUAUCGUUGAGAUUUACUUUGCAGCAUUUUUGGCGUUGGAGUUGAGCAGGAAACUCUCUUGAAAGGGACACGACAUCACGCGAGCAUUUUGGCACCAUCAUCAGCAACAGAAGAGCAGUCAACAUUCGGACGGCUUUCAAUUUAGCAUUGCAUUGGACAGCAUGUCCCACACCAGCGGACAGCCAGAAGGCAUACAUAUGGAAUGGCCGGGGCGGAGGAGAAGGCAGCAGAGAGAGAGAAGUAGAAGAAGCAUAGGAAGAGAAUCUUUGUAUAGAAGUGAGAGCAGAUAUGAGCGUUGCUAU
This is a messenger RNA of Cercospora beticola, 1459 nucleotides long. RefSeq lists its product as uncharacterized. The record is from RefSeq and is a predicted model, not a curated record. NCBI's taxonomy places the organism in Eukaryota, Fungi, Ascomycota, Dothideomycetes, Mycosphaerellales, Mycosphaerellaceae.